Molecule: messenger RNA, 1871 nt
Organism: Sipha flava (yellow sugarcane aphid)
Lineage: Eukaryota; Metazoa; Arthropoda; Insecta; Hemiptera; Aphididae
Product: TAR DNA-binding protein 43-like
Exons: 4
Coding region: 334-1488 (384 amino acids)
Biological process (GO): regulation of gene expression
Cellular component (GO): nucleoplasm
Molecular function (GO): RNA binding
Source: RefSeq, a predicted model, not a curated record
ACAUAGUACAUGGCCUAAGUAUGAUUUACCUGAGUAGAUAAUAUUACACUCCAUCGUAUUCUUAUAGAUAUUUUAUGGUUCUUGAAUGCGUUUUAAAAUAUUAUCAUUAUUUAUGCGUACAACAGUGUUAAUGUUAAAUUGAUUGCUAGAUUUAUCAUAUCAGUUUAGAAAUUGGUAGAACUCUCGUUACCAAAAUCAAUUGUUAUUCAAAUUAUUAAUAUAACACGUUUACCGCAGGUGUUUUAAAAUUUAUCAGGCAAACUUUCAUGUAAACAAGGAGACUUUUGUUCGUUUGAACAUUGGUCGAACCAAUAAAUCGAAACAUUGUCAAACAUGUCUGUCAAAUAUGUAUUGGUUUCUGAUGAAGAAUAUGGUGAAGCUGUUGAACUUCCAUUAGAAGAUAAUGGCUCAUUACUAUUGUCUACAUUAACGGCACAGUUUCCGGGAGCUAGUGGACUAAAAUUUCGUACGGAAAAUAAUGUUGUGAGAGGUGUUCGAUUAGCUGAUGGUCGAUUCCAUGUACCUGAUAAUGAAUGGGGAAAGACUCCAUAUUAUUGUGUUUUCCCUAAAGUGGAAAAUAAAAGGAAGAUUGAUGAUAGUGUAGAAAAUCCAACAGCUAAGACAAAGAGAUUAGAAACUAAAUUGAAAUGUUCAGAUUUAGUUGUCUUAAAUAUACCAUAUACUUAUGAUGAACAAAAAUUAAAAGAAUAUUUUGGUCAGUUUGGAGAACUACUAAUGUUACAAAUUAAGAGAGACAAAAAUGGACAAUCUCGAGGAUAUGGGUUUUUAAGAUAUACCAAUUUGGAGUCACAAGUUAGAGUUCUUUCUCAACGUCACAAGAUUGAUGGUCGUAACUGUGAAGUAAAAGUUCCAAAAUCUAAGGAAGGUAAUAGUUCAGAACUUUCUGGAAAAGUAUUUGUUGGUCGUGUUACAGAAGAUUUAUCAGCUGAUGACAUUCGUGAGUAUUUCAGCAAAUUCGGAGAAGUCAUCAAUGUUUUUGUGCCCAAAAAUCCAUUCCGUGGAUUUGCUUUCGUAACCUUUCUUGAUCCUGAGGUAGCUGCUAGCUUGUGUGGUGAAGACCAUAUUGUUAAAGAUGUUUCUGUUCGUGUUUCUGAAGCUGCCCCUAAACCACAAGUACCUAAAAAUCGUCAUCAAACUCCUCCACCUAGUGAGCCAUGGGAGCGUUCUAAUAAUCGCCUUAAUGACAAUUAUCGAAAUUGGUAUCAUUCUCUUGAUAAUCGAGGAAAUGUAGAUAUGCCUAAUCUUCAAUCUUUGGGUAUUAAUGGACAAGACAGUUAUCCAAUGAUGCCUUUAAGUCCUGCUAUUGUUGCUGCUGCAUUAACACAGGCUGCUGGAUGGAGUUUAGCUAAUGGCCGUAUGAUGCCACCUCCACCACCUCCUAAUGGGAACAAUCAAUGGUCUCAGCGAAAUAACUAUAACAACAGGAAACGUGCUAAUAAUGAUUACAAUUCAUCAGGAAAUCGUUAAAUGAGAUAAUGGUAAUUUAAUAAAAUGUUAAAUGAAAAAUAUAUGUUAGGAAAAUUAUUUAUUAUCCUGAAAUAAUGCCAGUUCUCACAACUGUUUUGAUUUUUCAUUAAUAUACUUUGUACAUAUUUCAUUAUGUAUAAUAAAACUGGCUUGUAUUUUUAAUUUAAAUUUCGUUCAAGAAGGCAUUGCUGUUGGAAUAACAAUCAUUUUUAUUCAAAUACAACAUGUUUUCAAUAUGAAGUAGCAUGGCCGAAACAAUCUUAUUUUACUGGACAAAUUUAUUUGUUAAUCAAAAUUAAGAAAUUCAUUUACACACUUAUCAUGUGUAUAUAUAAAUAUACACAUUAAUUUAUAGUUACAACACAAUUGUUUAUAUAAAAAUA